AUGAUGCUAUACCGUGUGUUGUAUUUACUGACUAUGCUGCUAAGUGUUGCUUCUGUGAGUGUGGCCUCUGGAGAGCUUACUGGUACAGGCGUACUAAAUGAUAGGGGUGAGACAGGCCCUGCUGGUCCUGUUGGUGCUGCUGGUACUUGUUCUUCUGGUCCACAGUGUCCUUCUGCUCGUAGUCAAGAUGAAGAUUCUCACACUAAUUGCGCGGAAGCUGCUAAGAAGAAUUGUACUACCGAUGGUGGUGACACCCAAGAGAAUUGUGUUGCUGAUUCUCUUGCUCGUUGUACAACACCAAAGGAACCAGCUCCAACUUUACACAAGGAACCUAAUUCACUUACUAAACAACCUGAUUCAGGUGCUACUGUGAACGGUAUUGUUGGUGGUGUUUCUUCUCCUGAUCGUCCUGAGGCACCUGGUCUACCUGCUUCUUCUUCUUCUGCUGAGGAGAGUCCUGCUCCGACUGAAGGCGACAGUCAACAUGAAGGCAGCGGCAGCAGUGCAGCAGGUGAAGGUGUAGCAGAUAAUGCGAAUGCUGAGGCAACACAACCUUCUUCGUCUUCUUCCAGCAGUUCAGAGAGAGAUAAUGCAAGUGGUUCUGAUACUACAAACGCUGGAAAUGGCACUACUUCUCCAGUGGUUGAACCUCAAACUAACUCAUCUAAUGUGGAAAAUACAGAAACAACCACUACCACCACCACCACAACAACAACAACAACACUUCCUCCUGAACUCACAAACAACAAGAAGGGUGAUGCAGACAGCAGCAGCAGUAUCAGCAGUUCUGUGUGGGUGCGUGUACCACUACUGAUUGUGGUUACACUGGCCUGUAUUCUU
This is a messenger RNA of Trypanosoma theileri, 840 nucleotides long. RefSeq lists its product as uncharacterized. The transcript has a single exon. The record is from RefSeq and is a predicted model, not a curated record. NCBI's taxonomy places the organism in Eukaryota, Euglenozoa, Kinetoplastea, Trypanosomatida, Trypanosomatidae. The annotation marks the transcript as partial.